Messenger RNA from Chaetomium globosum CBS 148.51, 498 nucleotides. RefSeq lists its product as uncharacterized. Gene Ontology annotation, molecular function: isomerase activity. Lineage: Eukaryota; Fungi; Ascomycota; Sordariomycetes; Sordariales; Chaetomiaceae. Gene Ontology annotation, biological process: carbohydrate metabolic process. Gene Ontology annotation, cellular component: intracellular anatomical structure. The transcript has 2 exons. The record is from RefSeq and is a predicted model, not a curated record. The coding region runs from base 1 to 498 and encodes 165 amino acids.
AUGAGUUCACCAAAGUGGCGUAUCGUUGUCGGCUGCGAUGACGCCGGCGUCGGUUACAAGAACAAGAUCAAGGCGGACUUUGCCGCUGACGACCGUGUCGCCUCGGUGAUUGAUGUCGGUGCCGACGACAAGACGGCCUACCCGCACGUCGCCGCGAAGGCCGCUAAACUGGUGGCUUCAGGGGAAUGCGACAGGGCGCUCCUGAUCUGCGGGACGGGCCUCGGCGUGGCUAUCUCGGCCAACAAGAUCAAGGGUAUCCGGGCUGUCACCGCACAUGACAGCUUUUCGGUGGAGAGGGCGGUGCUGAGCAACAACGCGCAGGUGCUGUGCAUGGGGGAACGGGUGGUGGGGCUGGAACUUGCUCGGCGGCUGGCCAAAGAGUGGUUGGGGUACGUGUUUGACGAGAGCAGCCCCAGUGCUGCCAAGGUCGCGGCUAUCCACGAGUAUGAAGAGGGGGAGGGGGGCUUGUCGGGGCAUGAGGAGGUGAAGGGAUGUUGA